Messenger RNA from Drosophila ficusphila, 2229 nucleotides. RefSeq names its product tryptophan 5-hydroxylase 1 (gene Trhn). Gene Ontology annotation, biological process: serotonin biosynthetic process; aromatic amino acid metabolic process. Gene Ontology annotation, molecular function: iron ion binding; tryptophan 5-monooxygenase activity. The record is from RefSeq and is a predicted model, not a curated record. The transcript has 7 exons. NCBI's taxonomy places the organism in Eukaryota, Metazoa, Arthropoda, Insecta, Diptera, Drosophilidae. Bases 150 to 1823 code for a protein of 557 amino acids. Gene Ontology annotation, cellular component: neuron projection.
GCGUGUGUGCGAGUCCUGCGGGUGGCCUAUAAAAGGGCUGUCGCAUCGGCAGGAUCUUGCAGUUGGCGCUGAGUUGCGCAUACGACGCGUGUGCCCGCGGAGAAAAUAAAAACCGAACGAGGAGAACCGCCACCAAGUGCAGUGCAGUGAUGAGUGCCUCCGGAAAGAGUCUUCUGGGCCUGUGGCUCUACAGGAGCGGCGAGCAGGAGUGGGCCGUCAAGCAGGGCAGUCCCUUGCACCAGCUGAAAAAGGAUACCAAUUCCGGAUCACCGCACCCGAAUCAUCCGAAUCUCGCCAGGCACUCAUCAGCUCCGCCGGAGCCUCCGAGGCUGGCCAUCGGUGGCGGUGUCGGCCAGGACAAUGCCAGGCAGCAUUCCCCCGGCGACCGCAUCUCCAUCAUCUUCACCCUGCGCAACCAGGUGGGCAAUCUGGCCAGAGCCCUGCAGGUCUUCCAGGAGCUGGGCAUCAACGUCCUGCACUUGGAGCUCUCGCCGAUGGAGAUGGGCACCAACCAGGCGGACGUCCUCGUGGAUGUGGAGUGCGAUUCCCGGCGGCUCGACCAGGUGGUCAAGAUGCUCAACCGGGAGGUGGCUUCGGUGAACUACACCUCCGUGAACACGCACGGCUUGUCCAGGGCUCCAUCGCUAUCGGCCUGCUCCAGUUUUGAUUUCGGGGACAUGGUUUGGUUUCCGCGAAAGAUCUCCGACCUUGACAAGGCUCAGAAUGUCCUUAUGUACGGCUCUGAGUUGGAUGCCGACCAUCCAGGAUUCAAGGAUCCCGUUUACCGCAAACGUCGCGAACAGUUCUCGGCCAUAGCCAAUAACUUCAAGCAUGGCAACCCCAUUCCCCGAGUGCAAUACACACCUGAGGAGGUGAAAACUUGGGGCACUGUUUUCUUGGAGCUGCAUCGCCUCUACGUGUUGCAUGCUGUGCCGGAGUACAUGGACAACUGGCCGGAGUUGGAGAAGUACUGCGGCUAUCGCGAGGAUAAUGUGCCCCAGCUGCAGGAUGUGAGUGUUUACCUGAAGCGCAAGACGGGAUUCCAACUGCGACCCGUGGCAGGAUACCUCUCCCCAAGGGAUUUCCUUUCAGGACUCGCCUUUCGCGUUUUCCACUGCACCCAGUACAUACGACACUCAUCGGAUCCAUUCUAUACUCCCGAGCCGGACUGUUGCCACGAACUUCUUGGCCACAUGCCACUUCUGGCCAACUCGAGUUUUGCCCAAUUCUCGCAGGAGAUUGGCUUGGCCUCGUUGGGAGCAAGUGACGCGGAUAUCGAGAAGCUGGCCACGCUCUAUUUCUUCACUGUGGAAUUUGGUUUGUGCAAGCAGGCGGACAGCACCUUCAAAGUUUAUGGAGCCGGACUGCUGAGUUCCGUGGCUGAACUGCAGCAUGCGAUCACGGCGGAAGACAAGAUAAAGAAGUUCGAUCCGGAGCUGACUUGCCAGGAAGAGUGUAUCAUCACCUCCUACCAGAACGCCUACUACUACACCGAUUCCUUUGAGGAGGCCAAGGAGCAGAUGAGGGCCUUUGCUGAAAGUAUCCAGCGACCGUUUGGAGUGCGUUACAAUCCUUACACGAUGAGUGUUGAGGUCCUGUCGAAUGCCCAGAAAAUCACCGCUGUGGUCAGCGAACUCCGAGGGGAUCUGAGCAUCGUCUGCUCGGCCUUGCGAAAGAUCUCCGCAACGGAUGAGAAUCUGGAUGUGGACAGCAUCGCCAACAUGCUCCACACUAGUCUCAAAGUAAGGGGCGGGGCAUCGGGAGGCGGAGGAAGUCCUUGCAGUCCGGAUAACUCGGACAAUUCCACUGCAGAGGGCGACUAGGAAUGGAAAUGCACAAAAAACAGUACAGAUAUUCGGGACCACAAAGCAGUAUGGUUCGCUUACCAAAGUAUUCUACUUCAAACUCAAAAUUAGUAUGAAUUAAAAAGAUUAAAUAAAAUUAUUAACCAAUUCAAAAUGUAAUAUGUUUCAGUAAACGAAAUUUUUUCAAAUAUUUCAUCAUCAAAGCGUACCAAAAUAAAUCCGAAUUAAGAAGCUAGAAAUGUAUUCCCUCAAUCUACGUAACUCUUGAAUAUCUGAUUACAAAUAAGCGAACUGUACUGCACGUUAACUUUUACAAUAUAAAGAAGUAUCUAUGUCUAUGUCUAGCAGUUGUUUAUUCAGAUCUUAACGCUAUGUAAAAACUAUAGUAACAAUAAACUCGCAACCUCUCGGUGUAGCUGCCCUA